GCCUCGCGCGGCGGCGUUCGCUCCCACCGGCGGGGUGGCCGCGUCAGUGCGGUACCUUCGCGCCGGCGCCAUCGCGAGCGCUGCGCCAGACGUGGACCGCUACUAUACAAAGGAGCGUGAGCCGGAGACCCGCGACUUUAUCAUGCAGCAGACGAUGCUGCGGGUCAAGGAUCCGGCGGCCUCGCUCGCCUUCUACUGCGAUGUGCUCGGCUUCAACCUCGUCACGCACCGCGAGUUCGAGCAGUGGGGAUUCAACGUCUACUUUGUGGCCCCCGUCGACCCAGCCAGCAUCCCGUCCGAUCCGGAGGAGCGCUUUGCCUUCUGCAUGCGCACGCCGGGCUGCAUCGAGCUGACAUGGAACUACGGCUCCGAGGGCGAGACAGGGCCGGUGUACAACGUCGGCAACGGGGACGCCACCGGCACGAAGGACGGCGAGGCGGUGCGUGGAGGCUUUGGCCACCUCGGCAUCACCGUGCCCGAUGUGUACGACGCGUGUGCGCGGUUCGCGGAGCUCGGGUGCGAGUUCACCAAGACGCCCAACUCUGGCGGCAUCAAGGGCCUCGCGUUUUUCAAGGACCCGGACGGGUACCUCAUCGAGGUGCUGCCGCAGGGCAGCCUCGUCACCAAGCCGGUGGAUCAUGCCGGCGUCCCGGUCGAGGGGGGAGGGUACGUCGACAACUCCAAGAAGAAGUGACUUCGCGGCGGCCGCGGACGUCUCGCAUGCAGCUGUGGCCUCCAGAGCCGGCCGCGUUGGCGCGGUGCCGGUGUGUAUUAUGGCGGCGCUCUCUCUCUUCUUGGCGUCUUCUCAGUUUAGGUUUGAAAGGCAACAGUC
Emiliania huxleyi CCMP1516 is the source of this 832-nucleotide messenger RNA. RefSeq lists its product as hypothetical. Gene Ontology annotation, molecular function: lactoylglutathione lyase activity; metal ion binding. The record is from RefSeq and is a predicted model, not a curated record. Bases 143 to 694 code for a protein of 183 amino acids. The transcript has 5 exons. NCBI's taxonomy places the organism in Eukaryota, Haptophyta, Isochrysidales, Noelaerhabdaceae.